Molecule: messenger RNA, 573 nt
Organism: Aspergillus oryzae RIB40
Lineage: Eukaryota; Fungi; Ascomycota; Eurotiomycetes; Eurotiales; Aspergillaceae
Exons: 1
Coding region: 1-573 (190 amino acids)
Source: RefSeq, a predicted model, not a curated record
AUGCACGAGAGAGGAGUGGUAGAGGAGCAGCUUCGACGGUACCUGAUCGCGGUAGACAAGCUAUAUCAGGGAAGCGAAGAAAAGGUCGCUCAGCGUAUAUUGCUGUUGCGAAUACAAGCACGAAUGUACUACGGCAUACUCCUUCAACGUUUCCCCUGCACAAGUUCUGGACAGUCGUCCAUCAUCAUCCAUCCCUUAUCGCCGUUAAAUGUUCAGUCCUAUCCAGCUCCUGAAGACUGGAUUGAUACUGCACUCUCAGAAAUAUCGAUUCUUCUUGAUGCCUCAAAAUCUCCUGCUUGCAGAAGUCGACCCUUUACGUUAUCGACCCAGCUUGUCGGAGGCCUGCUACAUGCCGGUCUCAAGACGACUCAUCAGCACACAAUGAAGACUGCGCUGAAUCUCCUGCAACACCCCAACUUCCCAAGCCGAGACGGGCUGUGGGAUGCUAAAGCGACCGAAUCUGCCAUUCGCAGCCUUCUGGCGCAGGUCAGUGCAGAGCAAGAUGCGGGCGACAGAGUUUUGUUCGUUUCAACCUUAGAUGAACCCGGUCAGAUGGUUAGCUAUGGAAGAUGA